UUGGCAGAACUCUUCCAUCCGUCUGUAGAAAAAGAAUAAUCCUAAUCUUUCAUAUUGCUCCGUUGAAAAUUAGAAACUACUUUGCGAAUAUUUAGAAGUGCCUUUUAUAAUCUAUGUGAGAUUCAACGGCUUUUUUUUUAUUGUUAUUGAGAUAGCAGAAACGUCUGUUUGUGGAUAGCGUGCCUUUGUUUGAAGGAUGUAGCGUUUGUUUACAUUCUAGAAAGACGCGUUCGUCUGUGGAUUUAUUUAGAUUUUUGUGUGUGAUAUGUACUUGUGGAUUAACCAUGUGCAGCGUGGUGACCAAUAGCGGAGGGGAGUCAAGCGAGCCCAGUUCUCCGUCGAGGCCCGCCACCCCCAUGCCUCCCCUGCCCACUCAACAUUGUCCUUAUGAGUGCCUGCGCGCAGACAGCGAGGACAGCGGACUGGGUCCCAGUCCAGCUAAAUCGCUGGUUAACCCCACUUCACCCGCUUCGCCUUUGCAGUUCUGCAAUGACUCAGAUUCUCUCUUGGACCUGAGCCCACGUACCGACAACAGUUACGAGUCAGAUAAGAGUCCCGAUGACACCUUCUAUAACCUUGAAAAGACUCCGGCCAAGAGUGGGUCUGCCUUUAAGUUCCUUCUGUCGUCCAGCGUCAAUGGCAGCACAACGCAGUUUCUAAGAGGUGGCGAAUCCUCUACUGAAUCGUCGCCUCCUCCCUUCUGUGAAGACGACCACCAGUUCGAGACCUCUCCCUGUACCGAUGGGAGCAGCCCAGAGGACUAUCACCGACAGACAACACCAUCACCUCUACUGGCUGAUGGUGAAUCUUCUACUUCACCUUCUUCGUUCUUCGACGAGCAGGCUUGUCAAGACCAUCCUUUCCAAACGACUUCUCACUGUGGUGAUAGUCCACAUCGACAAACGACACAGUUCCCCUCGCCUCUUUUAGGGCGUGAUGAAUCCUCCACUUCGCCGAACUCGUUCUUCGACGAGCAGGCUUGUCGUGACGACGACCAUCCAUUUCAGACUAUUCAAAACUCUCACCAUCGCCUUAAUCCCCAGGUGUUGCUGAUCCGAUCCAACUACAGCGACGGUGGGGGAUUCACUGAACUGACCACCACUAGUAGCGACUGCACUUCUUCCAAUUGCAGUCAAGUUGACCCGCAAAGUUCCAGUACAUCUGGUAGUUCAGAUGAUGGUGAUUGUAAAUGGCUCGGCUGCCAUCGGUUAGCAGACGACAACACAACUGAGACGGACCUCAUUGACCAUAUCCGGCAGUGCCAUGUCCAAAGCCAGCCGGACGACAAUAAGAGCUAUGUCUGCCUUUGGAUAGGAUGCAAGGUGUACGACCGUCCGUCCUGCUCUCGCAGCUGGCUGGAACGGCACGUCUUACUACACGGCGGCAGCAAGCCUUUUCGGUGUAUCGUAGACGGGUGUCGGCAGCGUUUCAGCUCUGAAGGCAUCUUAGAGAGGCAUGUCAACUCUCAUUUUCCGCACAAGGAGAGGUCGCACAGGGAAAGGUUCAUAAGGAGAAGGAGACACAAAUACAGGAGAAGACCGCAGUCUAAUAAAGCAAAGGAUUUUUUUGAUGAUGCAUCCAUGGAACAUGUGAGACACAAUUUGUUCCAGCUCAGUUCCAUAGAAGGAAUGAACUGUGGGGGUCCACCUUCUGCCAUUACAUUCCAUAGCACAGUUGUUGGAAGAAGAGUUGAUCCUACAGGCAAAGUACAUAUUCUUCUUCACUGGAAUCCUGAAGACAUGAUACCAGACUCAUGGAUACCCGAAUCCGAAAUCCUUUCCAAUCUCCAGAAAACCAUUCCACUUUCCAAACUACCUCGACAAGCCCUUCAGCUGCCCUCGAUGGUCGCACUCAGCAAGACAGGGAUUGUUGCACGUCCAGGGAAACGCAAGCGCAAGUGAGAGAUUGAGAAAAUUAAAAAAAAAAAAAUGAUUAAAAAAUGACAAAACUUAUCACCAUUUAAGUGCCACAUCCAACAGCUUGUGGAAACUUCUAAUCUUCAAGCCUCGCUCUCAUCACAUCAUCUGUGUCAUUCAAGUCACUUCCAAAGUACCAUUUGCAGUACUUUUCAGUUGUGUAAUUUAUUUUUGUGGCCUUUAGUGUACCAUCACCUAUUGCCAUCAGAUUUCUUUGCAUGAAGUUUGGAGAGAAUUGAACCGAAAAGGGUUGAAACUGAUAAAUAAACACUGCUGGGUCUCUCAGAAUGUCAGGUCUGCAGAGUGCCUUUUUUCACCCUUAUAACUUCUACAUUCACCUGUCUCAACUUAUCCUAGUGACAAUUUGUGGAACAGACAGGUGACAAUUGUUUUUGAAAAAAAAAAAAAAAAAAACUUAAAAAAUACGAAGUUGACAAAAUAAUACCUCAAGAGAAUGAUAUGGAGUUAAUAUAUUUGCUGGAAUGCAAAAAGCUGGAUCUCAUUUUCCUGUACUUUAUACUUACAUUUGCGUUUGCUGUAAUAUAUUUUGAGAUUUUUCUUGCUUUUUUGCAGUGGAAUGAUUCUGUAAAUCAAAAUAAUUGAUGUAAUUUAUUACUGAAUAUUAUUUAUUAUCUAUGGACCUUAUAACUUUAUUAAAAAGUAGGAUUUCUUUUCUUCAAAUAAGUAUGAAAUAUUUUGCAAAUCCCACAAUUAUUGUUUUGUUGGCUAUUUUUUUUGGGUGUGAAUAUCCAUAAUUUUUAUUUUAUUAUUAUUUUCAUGUAUGCAUUUUUGAUCUUAAAAAUUGUUUUUUUAAACACACCUCUUGAUCUACUUAUUAAUUUCUUAAUAGCUUAUAAUUUUGUCUUAUUAUUAAUUUGAAGUUUUAAAUUGAAGGGGUUCAAGACAUCGCUUUUGUAUGCAUGAAAUAUUUUAAAUAUUCAAUAACUAAGAUUUAUUCUGAAAUGCAAAAAAAAUAUAAUGUUCUGUUUAAUUACAAUUUUUUUUAUUUAAAUUGUUGAAACUAUUUAUGUUACAGUACAUGUAUUUUUAAACAAAAACUACUUAAUGAUAUUUAAAUUAUUUAAAAAUUAUCUUUUGUAAUUGUUGAAAUGGUAUUGAAAGUACUUAUUGUAAACUGAAUAUUUAGGAAAGAAUGUCAAAAAAAGAAGAAGAAUCAAAUCUGAAAUAUUGGAGGAUUACUGUUAUUCUGUGUGUAAAAUUUUUUUAUACUGUUGAAUAAGUCAAAGCCUAAACAUCAUCACUAAAUGAUUUUCAGUAUCACUGCCUAUUGUCAAUAAAGUACAAGGUGAACUGUUGGCAUAUAACUGUAAUUCAAAAUGUAUAUCAACUAUUUUUAUAUCAUUGCCAUGUAGAAAGAAUUGUUGAAAGAUAUAUCACUCAUAAAAAAAUUGCACAGAAGAGGAAUUGGAAGGUCUGGAGGAUGUUUUUCUGCAGUAUCAAAAAGAAAAAAAAAAGUGAAGAGAAGUGAUUAAAGUGUAGAUAAAUUAGCCUCAGUUGGUGUGAAUAGUGGUUUAUAAUGUUGUUCUCAUGGAAUUGUCAGUGUUAAUAGGAGCUCUGUGCGCUAUCGUAUGUCUUGUAUUUUACUAUGCCAUGUUUUGUGUGUCAUGUUUUUAUUUUCUUAUCUUUGGCUAUAUUAUUGGACUUCUUCCUGUGGACAUGAGUUUCAGCAAAGCCUAAGUAAAUUAAUUCCAUUCAAAUUGUACAAAAAUGUCAAAUUUACAUUCUAAAUUUUAAUGCCAUUCCUGUCUCAAAAACAAUUAUGUGGAUAGCCUAUUUUUUUUUUUUUUUUUUUCAAUCUAAGAAUUAUUUGUUUUUCUCCCUUAUUUCAUCAUCUGAAAAUGUAAAACAAUUUAAGAACUGUUCUUCUUAAUUAAAAAAAACUAAUUUGGAUAUAAUUAAAUUAUUGUUAUUUAAAAAAAUCCAACUAUAAUAAUUCGGAAUGAUGUUUUUUUUAGUUGUCUUGGGAAUUUAUAAUAUCCCAUGUGUAUUGCAUAUAUUAAUAUGAUCACCAUGCAAGAUUAUAUUAAUGCAUUUUAUAAAAUUUUAAAAUUUAGGUAUGAAUAAUAUACAUUUAUUUGAAAAAAAUUAUAUUACUAAUAUGUUAAAUACAUUUUUAUCUUCAUAAAAUAAUUGAAAACAUUAUGACACUCUUUUUUAAUGAAUGCUUGAGGAAGAAGUCCCAUAAUGCACCACGACGAUUAAGAAUACUGUAUUUGAAGCACUGAUACUUCUAAAAGUGCAUCUUGUAGAUAGGUACAAUCAUUUCAUAGUCCUUUGUUUAAUAUUUUGUAUUUGUAGUGAAUUUCUUGUGUUUGUGAUGAUUCAUUAGCCAAGGUUUUUUUUGUUAUUUAAAUACUUUGAAAUUAUCAGAAUAGUCUUUUUUAAAACUGGUUUCCCAGCAAAUCCUUUCUCCACCUCACCCAUUCUGUUUACUUUCCCCCUCCAGCAUUUAACUCAUGGGACCAAUUCCUUUUCUACUUUUUUCAACACAAAGAGUUGAAUAAACUUUGAUGUAAUCAGUAAAACAUUUUGGCAUUAAAUCCGAAUUUCUUUUUUAAAUUGAUUUUUGACUGUUUUAUUUUAAAAAUUGAAUGACUAUCAAAAUAGUAAUAUCAGUUAUGCAGAACAUCCAACUUCAUGUGAUUUUUUUUUUUUUUUUUUGCCUGUUUCAUAUAGUUUUUAAUGGAUUGUUUUUAUUUUAUUUGGUUAUAAACAACUAUAAGAAAUAGUUGAUGUGAUAGAAUUUUAUUUUAAAUUAAUUCUAUAUAAUUUUCACUUCAACUGUAGGUGUAAGUUUGGGCAUAUACCUAUAGAUUUGUUCAAAGAAAAAUAAAUAAUUGAAAUAAUAUUUAAUUUUUGCAGGUUUUUUUAAUACAUUUAUUUUUCUUUGUAAGCUCUCUAAUAAUGGAAUUUUAAUUCUUACUAUUUGGAAGAAAUAAACUAGGAAUUGAUAAUCAACCUUUUGUAUAAAUUAAUAGAUAGAAUUAUAACAACAAUUUUUUCAUCUAAAUUAAACAAAAAAAGUAUAUUUGUUGAUUGAAAUUUUGUAAAAUUAAAAUUAUUCCAAAAUAUUUAAUGAUGAAAAAUUUUUAUUCAUGAACUUAAAGGCAUUAAAAAUAUCCAUUUGAAAGAAGCUGGAAAGUCCCUUUUAAUUUAGAACUUAAAAUAGAUUUAAUUGAGUGCAGAAAAUAAGCAUUCUCAAUUAAAAACUUUAAAUUUUUUCUUCUUUUAUGGGGUUUAAUGUAAUGCAAAAAGAAAUAUUUGUUAUAAUGUAAUUUAUUCAAGUUUCUCAUAGAAUUGGUCCUCUUAAACAUUUGAUUUUUAUAUUAAAACUAUUCAGGUAAAUUAAAAAAAAAUGUCUAUAAUAUUUGACUAAUUUUUGUAGUUUUGAAAAUGUUCAUUGGUAUUCUAAAAAAAAAUUUUUUUAGUGAUUUUUUUAAUUACAUUUUUUUUCUCUUAAAAAACAAAUAAAAUUUUAAAAUUAAAAUUUUAUAAAUGAAAAAUAGAAAACUGUAUUUAAAUUAAAUGUUACAUUUGUGAAAAUUUUAUUCCAUAAUUAUUUAUUGUAAAAUAUGUGUCUUCCCCUUUUGAUCAAUCAAAAUGUUGCUGAAAAAUGUAAUACCUUUGUUGUUGUAGUAAGGAUUACUUUUCUUUUUAUUAAUCAUUUUCUAUUAUUUCCACUGUAAAUGUUAAUUUCUGAAAGAAAUAUCUAAAGUAAAAUGGGAUAGUUUAUGAAAGUAAACUUAUGAAAUUGGAAAGGAUUUUUACAUUUGAUUGUAUUGAUUUCAUUUUAAAAGUGUUUUCUAAGUUUUUUGUUACAAUAUCAUAAAAUAAUUUAUGAAGGGAACAAAUGCAUUCAUUUAUAUAGCAUGUUUCUUACUUGUAAAAAACGAAUACAAUAGUUCAAGUCAUAUUGAAAUAAAUUUUAUAUUUAAGUGAAGGUUUUAAUUAUAAGAAUUUUUCUUUUCCUGGAUUUGUUUAAUAGCUAUUUCUGCAAAAACUAAUAAUCAAUACAAUUUUUAUUGUCUGGGAUACUACAUUCUGAGUUUACACUUUCUAGAUAUUUUUUGAAUUGUUAAGGAUAAACUUCAAUUUCUCUUUUUAUGAUAUUUUGAAUUCUGCAUACUGUACUCAUGUAAAGCCUUACACAUAUGUGCAUUUUAUCUUGGAAAAGUUUAUACAUUUAAUAUUGAAACCUUCUGAACACAAUAGUUUUCAGGUUAAUGUAUACUCCACUGUAGUUAGAUUAGCUUCUUCAUAUUGUUAUUUAUAGUGUUUGUGUGGGGUUGUAAUGCAGUUCAUAAUGUGUAUUUAUGUAAUGGAGACUAGUAUGGAAAAAAAUCAGCUACAUCACUGCCAUAUUUUAUAUGUGUUUUUAUAUCACAUAUACUGUGUUGUAUUUAUAAUAGUCUCUUGCAAAAGUACUGCCCUUUCGCUAGAUUUUAAUUUCAUAUGUAUUAAAUUGAAUUUCAUUUCCAUCGUCAAAGGGCAACAAGUACAAAAACAAACCAUUACAUCUUUUCAUGUUUGCUCUUUACCAAAAUAUUGUUUCAUAAUGAGUUUAAAUCAAAGAUAAAAGCCCCAUAAGUGAAACAGUGUUGAAAUUUAGAGGUAUUUAACUUUUCAUGUCAUAUCUUAAAAAGAGAGCAAUCUUAUUAAUUUAAAAAUAGUAGUAAAUAAAAUAAAAUAUUUUAAAGUUUUUUUUUACCCAUAUUUAGGAAAAUCAUUAAUUAAAGGUUGUUUCACUUACAUUCUAUGCAACUUUUACAAUUACUAAAUUUGAAGAUUUCAUAAGUGCAUUUUAUGGUUUAAAGAUUACACUCAUGCCUUUAGUUUUACAAGUGCCAUAAAUGAGGUCUGCUGAGACUUACUAAAAACAGUUUUUAAAUUUUAUAGAUUACAUAAUUUUCUUUUAUACUUUCUUUGUAACCUGCAUUAUUAAAAAUUAAAGUAUUUAUUCAGAAUUUUUGGAAACAAUUUGAAAGUUUGAUUUCAUAAAACAUUAUCUCUAGGCUUUACUGCCUAGUUUGAAAUGGAUAUGUAAUGAAAUAUCUCUGCGGUUUAUCUGUAGGAUACUAAAACUGACUAAAUGCUUUGGGCUUAAUGUCAUAAGUGUUAUAAAUAUUAUUUCUGUCUUUUUUUUCGCCAGAAGUAAAAAAAUUGACCACAUCUGAAAUAUUUAGUGGAGGGUCCAUAGUGUCAGAUUACAUCAUAGAAUUUGCAUCUAAAAAUAUUUAUUGAGAAUUAAACAUAAUAACCCUGACAUUUUAUUUCAAUUCCAAAUUGCAUAUUUGCAUAAAAGUUUUUUUUUUUUUUUUUUCACAAACAGUUGUAGAAUUUUUAAAAUUAAAAACCAUUUAUAUUUUUUUAUUUAUAUUCAUUUGGUUUUUGUCCAAGAGAGUAGAAACUAUUCACAUAGUUUUAUUCUUCAGUGUUUUGUACUUUUGCAAGGGGCUUGCAUCAGAGUUUUCCUCAAUUGUGAUUCUGAAGAGACCAGAGCUCAAGACCAUCGAAGUCCACUGCCUCUAAAGGGGACCCACUAUGUGGGUAUCCUGACAUGAGUCAAGUAUUUUCAGUCUUUGAUUUUUUUUAUACUGUCACGAUUAUACAUUGUAAUAGCUUAUUGUAUACGACUGUUUUCCCACUCGUGCUGCUGCACUGUAACCUGUUAUACAUGAUUUUUGUAUACAUUUGCUAAUGAUACAUGAUGGGUUGUAAAAACAUUCAAACUUAUACAGAAUACAUAAUGUAUUUGACUGUC
Molecule: messenger RNA, 7698 nt
Organism: Argiope bruennichi
Lineage: Eukaryota; Metazoa; Arthropoda; Arachnida; Araneae; Araneidae
Product: zinc finger protein AEBP2-like
Exons: 6
Coding region: 285-1901 (538 amino acids)
Biological process (GO): regulation of transcription by RNA polymerase II
Cellular component (GO): ESC/E(Z) complex
Source: RefSeq, a predicted model, not a curated record